UUCGGGAUAGUGAUGGAUACGACCUGAUCCGAUCCUGUGGUGUCUGGGACCAUAACUGAAAAUCGUAUCUCGUCGGUGUCUUUGGUCAGUGGCUCGAGCUGGUUUUCAACGCGUAUAAUUCCAAAAGUGUCUGAAGCAAUUAUAAAUCAUAAAAUGAAUGAUUCUGUAGAUAACCUUUACGAACUAAAAAAAUGUAGUAAAUGGAUCAACGAGUGUAAUUUAAAUAAGGUAUGUCUGCAAUUUCCUGAUAACCUUUUACCAGAUUCAGUAGAAAUUGCAUUACAUUUAGAAAAUCAUAUCAAUAAGAAAGUAUAUAUUUUGGGAGAUACUACUUGUGGCAGCUGCUGUGUUGAUGAAAUUGCAGCUGAACAUAUUCAUGCUGAUAGCAUAAUACAUUUUGGUCAUAGUUGUUUAAGUCCUAGCAUUCGUUUACCCGUAUUUCAUGUUUUACCUAAGAAAGAGAUUGAUAUAGAAGAAUUAAUUAACAGAUUUAAAUCCAAUUUUGAAAAUAAAUCUGAAAGAAUUUUGUUUUUCUAUGAUGUUGUUUAUGCACAUAAAAUUGAAGAUAUAUAUAAAAUUUUAAGCCCUAUUUACAAAAACUUAAUUUUCACUUCAUUAAAUUGCACCUCUAAUGUGGAAUUUACACAAACAAAAGAUAGUUCAGCUAUAAGUAUCUUGGGCAGAUCUUUUAAAUUAGAAGAAAAUUAUAAAAUACAAGAUUAUAUAGCAUUUUUCUUGGGAAAUGAUGGAAAAACAUUUACUGCAUUAGCAGUGACAAUUCCUGCAAAAAAGUGGUAUUAUUUUGAAGCCAGUAAUAUUAUUGAAUAUGAAGCUUUGAAUACACCAUGGUUAAAAAGAAGAAGGUUCUUAAUUGAAAAAUUAAAAGAUGCUAAAGUUGUUGGCAUAGUUGUAGCAACUCUUGGUAUUAAAGAUUAUCUUAAAAUAAUAACAAUGAUGAAAGAUAUCUUAAAACAAAAAAAUAAAAAGUCUUACAUCUUAAGCGUUGGUAAAAUCAAUCCAGUAAAACUUGCUAAUUUUCCAGAAAUUGAUGCUUUUGUUGCAAUAACAUGUCCUGAAAAUGAAGUUUUUGAUUCUAGAGAAUUUUUAAAACCAAUACUUAUACCUUAUGAAGUAGAAUUGGCAUUUAAUAGUUCAAGGGAAUGUUACACACAAUAUUGUAUGGAUUUUAGACAAAUACUUCCUAGCGGUUUGAAUUAUGUUGAUUUUAAAGCAUCAACAAAUUCAGAUAUUUCUUUAAUAACUGGUGAGCUUAGAAAUUGUGAUGAAAGUGUACCGUGUACAGAUAAAAUGAGUGCUUUAGCAAUUAAUAACUCGGCAGGUAUUGUUGCAAUUGGUAAAGCAGGAGCCGAAUAUUUGUAUAAUAGAUCUUGGAAAGGAGUUGAACAGAGAUUGGGAAAAGAUGCAGUGCAUUCAGCAGAAGUUGGUCGUUGUGGUUUACCAAGUAGUUAUGGAAAUGAACCUAUCUCUGUAGAGAAAAAAUAAAAAAUAAAUAUAAAAAUUUC
Osmia lignaria (orchard mason bee) is the source of this 1523-nucleotide messenger RNA. RefSeq names its product Diphthamide biosynthesis 2 (gene Dph2). NCBI's taxonomy places the organism in Eukaryota, Metazoa, Arthropoda, Insecta, Hymenoptera, Megachilidae. Gene Ontology annotation, biological process: protein histidyl modification to diphthamide. The record is from RefSeq and is a predicted model, not a curated record. Gene Ontology annotation, molecular function: 2-(3-amino-3-carboxypropyl)histidine synthase activity.